Molecule: messenger RNA, 3516 nt
Organism: Talaromyces proteolyticus
Lineage: Eukaryota; Fungi; Ascomycota; Eurotiomycetes; Eurotiales; Trichocomaceae
Product: putative alpha-aminoadipate reductase Lys2
Exons: 8
Coding region: 1-3516 (1171 amino acids)
Biological process (GO): L-lysine biosynthetic process
Molecular function (GO): phosphopantetheine binding; L-aminoadipate-semialdehyde dehydrogenase [NAD(P)+] activity
Source: RefSeq, a predicted model, not a curated record
AUGGCUCAAUUGCCAGAUCCCAAGAUCGACCUCGAUUGGUCUGGUUAUGUUGGAUCAAUUCAGGAGAUUUUUGGUCGAAAUGUCAACAGUCAUCCUGAUCGCACAUGCGUCGUCGAGACAGCGUCAUCCGAGGGCCCUGAACGCCGAUACACCUACAAGCAGAUAUAUGAAGCUUCAAAUACAUUGGCACAUUACCUGCACGAUGCUGGAAUUACAAACGACGAUGUUGUGAUGAUUUUUGCCCACCGUUCUGUGGAUCUAGUUGUCGCGAUCAUGGGAACCUUAGCUUCAGCUGCAACCUUCACCGUACUAGACCCCGCAUAUCCCCCAGCGAGACAAAAGGUUUAUCUUGAGGUAGCCCAGCCUCGUGCCUUGAUUAAUAUUGGGAGGGCGACAGAAGAAGCCGGACCGCUCGCUCCCGUUGUUCGGAGCUAUAUUAAUGAGGAACUUCAUCUUAAGGCUGAGAUACCUUCACUACGUAUCGGAGACAACGGAACGCUCUCCGGCGGGGAGGUUGACGGAAAUGAUAUUUUUAGAGAAGUACGGGCUAAAGCAUCUACUCCUCCGGAUGCUGAGGUCGGACCAGACAGCAACCCUACACUGUCAUUCACAUCGGGGUCUGAAGGACGGCCCAAGGGCGUAUUAGGUCGACAUUAUAGUCUGUGCAGGUACUUUGCCUGGAUGGCGGAAAGGUUUCAACUGAGCGCCGAGAGCAAAUUCACCAUGCUAAGUGGAAUUGCUCACGAUCCUAUUCAGCGUGACGUUUUCACCCCGUUGUUCUUGGGUGCCCAAUUAUUGGUACCUUCGCGAUCAGACAUUGCGCAUGAGAGAUUGGCAGAGUGGAUGGCAAAAUAUGAACCUACAGUUACACAUCUAACGCCAGCUAUGGGUCAGAUCCUGGUCGGCGGUGCUACCACAUCGUUUCCAAGCCUCAAAAAUGCAUUUUUUGUUGGAGAUGUACUCACGACACGUGACUGUAAGGCGCUCCGGAACCUGGCAGAAAAUGUUAACAUUAUCAAUAUGUACGGAACCACGGAGACCCAACGUUCAGUAAGUUAUUACCAUAUCAAAAGUAGGGCGGAGGAUCCAAAUUCUAUGGAUCAUCUCAAGGACACUGUGCCCGCUGGAAGGGGCAUGCAAAACGUUCAGCUUUUGGUUGUCAAUAGGGAGGACCGUACAAAGAUGUGUGGUGUUGGGGAGACUGGAGAAAUCUACGUCCGCGCGGCGGGUCUAGCCGAAGGAUAUAGAGGAGACCAAGCACUGAACGAGCAGAAGUUUGUUAUGAACUGGUUUGUUGAUAACAACACUUGGGUUGAAGAAGACCAGAAAAAAAGUAAAGGCGAAAAAUGGAGAAAGUACUACAAGGGUCCACGUGAUCGACUUUAUAGAACUGGCGAUCUUGGUCGCUAUUUGGAAUCAGGAGACGUGGAGUGUACCGGUAGAGCGGAUGACCAAGUCAAAAUUCGGGGUUUCCGAAUUGAGCUCAACGAUAUCGACAGUAAUCUGAGCCAGAACCCGCUGAUCCGAGAUUGCAAGACCCUCGUCCGACGAGAUAAGAACGAAGAGCCGAUUUUAGUCAGUUAUAUUGUUCCUGAGAUCAAAUUAUGGCCACAGUGGCUGCAGGCUCGUGGUUUGGAAGAGGUCGAAGAUGACGGGACCGAUUUUGGCGUCACCAAGGUGUAUCUCAAGCGGUUCCGGCCAAUGCAGACCGAAGUCCGCGACCACUUGAAAGGCCGAUUGCCUAGUUAUGCAGUCCCGAGUUUGUACAUCUUUCUGAAGGCGUUGCCUCUCAAUCCGAACGGAAAAGUGGAUAAGCCCAACUUGCCAUUCCCAGAUAUUGCUGAACAAACUGAAGCUGCUUCCGAUGAUGAUGUCAAGAGGUGGCAGUCAAUGACAGAAACCGAGCGAACUGUUGCCACUAAGUGGGCGGCUCUUAUUCGCGGCCUGAACGAAAAGACAGUUAACCCCGAGAACGACUUCUUCACUCUUGGUGGCCACAGCCUUUUGGCACAGCAGAUGCUUUUGGAUAUUCGUAAAUCAACCGGUGCCAAUGUCUCCAUCAACACCCUAUACGAGUUUCCGACCCUUAGUGCAUUUAGUGCACAAGUUGAUAAACAGCUCAAAGGCACUCAGAGUCAGGUUGAGGUUGACGAAGAACCAGCCUACGCAAAGUCUCUAGAUGAACUUCUAACCCAGCUCCCAGCGAAAUUCCAGACGGCUGAACCGUCUACAAUUCGUGCCUCCGCUCAGCCGACGGUGUUCAUUACUGGUACAACUGGGUUUUUGGGCGGUUUUAUUAUCAAGGAUAUCCUGGAGCGUACCAGCCGGCAGCUCCGUGUCAUUGCACAUGUUCGCGCUAAAGACUCAGAAGCAGGAUUGGAACGCCUUACACGUUCUCUCAAGGGCUACGGCCUUUGGCGGGAGGAGUGGAAAAGUCGAUUAAGCUGUGUUGCGGGUGAUCUAGCCAAGCCGCAGCUCGGAGUUAGCAAUGAGGAAUGGCAGAAACUUGCCCAAGAGGUCUCUAUCAUUAUUGCCAAUGGUGCUACAGUUCAUUGGGUUAAAAGAUACCAAGAAAUGAUGGCCGCGAACGUCCUUUCAACCAUGGAAGCUAUGAGUCUUGCCAAUAUUGGAAAGCCUAAGGUUUUCACAUUUGUGUCAUCAACAAGCGUGCUCGACACAGACCACUAUGUCUCGCUUUCGGAGAAGCAGCUUAGUACAGGAGAAAGCGCCAUUUCUGAAGACGAUGACUUAUUAGGCAGUCGACGUAAGCUUGGCACUGGAUAUGGACAGACAAAGUGGGUUUCAGAGCAACUGGUGAGAGAAGCUGGUAGAAGAGGUCUACGAGGGUCUGUCAUACGACCCGGAUAUAUUCUUGGGUCAUCUGAGACAGGAGUGUGCAAUACGGAUGAUUUCUUGAUCCGACUUUUGAAAGGUUCAAUCCAACUUCACUCACGCCCUCGAAUUAUCAACACUGUGAACUCCGUUCCUGUAGAUCACGUUGCUCGUGUCGUCGUUGCUGCAGCACUAAACCCACUGGAGACCGUAAAGGUUAUUCACGUCACUGGCCAUCCACGACUACGCAUGAAUGAGUAUCUCUCUCUACUCGAGUACUACGGCUACGAAGUUCCUGAGAUAAGCUACGACUCAUGGAAGCAAGACCUAGAACGCUAUGUGUCCGCUGGCGGUCAAGAGAAGGAUCAAGAACAGCAUGCACUCAUGCCACUAUUCCAUUUCUGCGUCAACGACCUUCCUGGAAAUACUAAAGCACCGGAACUUGACGACCAAAAUGCUGUGAAGAUUCUCAAAGCUGAUGCCCACCACUGGACAGGUAUCGACGAGAGCGCGGGUUACGGGAUUGGCCGGGAGGAUGUCGGUCGCUAUUUGCGGUAUUUAGCUGAGACUGGGUUUAUACCCUGGCCCACAGGCAAAGGACGACCAUUGCCGGAAGUUCAUUUGACUGCAGAUCAGCUUCAGUCGGCUGGAGCCGUUGGUGGUCGCGGUGGUGUUUCCAGCUAA